Messenger RNA from Glycine soja, 3290 nucleotides. Its product is annotated as RNA-binding protein 28-like. The transcript is spliced from 19 exons. Gene Ontology annotation, molecular function: RNA binding. Bases 274 to 3150 code for a protein of 958 amino acids. NCBI's taxonomy places the organism in Eukaryota, Viridiplantae, Streptophyta, Magnoliopsida, Fabales, Fabaceae. The record is from RefSeq and is a predicted model, not a curated record.
UACCCUCGGUAGUGACAGUGAGUGAGCCUCCCCUGUUCUUGUUUGGUUCCUAAAAGGCUAAAACCCUAACUCAAGGCUCCCUAAACCCAAGUUGAGGCCUUUAUUGCAACCUCACUUUCUCCGCACCGCAACCUCUCGCAGCCCCUUGCGCUUACUCGCACUCACAACCUCUCUCUCAGCAAGUUGCUUUGACAAAAUCAAUACCACUCAUUUUAAGAAGUCAUAUAUCCCCGUGGAAUUUUUGGUUGAGAAAAGAAGAAGGUGUGAAGAGAGAUGGGAAAGAAGAACAAAGUGAAGGAAAAUGGAGGCAAAGAGCAUUGCUCCUCGACACUUUUUGUCUCCAACUUGCCCUAUUCCUUUUCCAAUUCUCAGUUGGAGGAGACGUUCAGUGAGGUUGGACCUGUCAGGCGUUGUUUCAUAGUCACUCAGAAAGGGUCAGCCCAACAUCGUGGUUUUGGUUACGUCCAAUUUGCCGUCGAGGAAGAUGCUAACCGUGCUAUUGAGCUGAAGAAUGGUACAUCUGUUGAAGGCCGGAAAAUUGUAGUGAAGCAUGCAAUGCCUCGUCCUCCCUGUGAAGAACGGCAAUCAAAACCAAAUAAAGAGGGCAAGACAGAUGAUCUCACAAAGCCAAAAGACGAUGAUGAAGACAGCACAUUAUCUGGAGCAGAGAAGAACGUUUCAGUUUUGAAGGAAGAAGAAGUACAAGUCAGUAAACAAAAAAACAUGAGGAAGCCCACAGAAACGAAAAAAUCAGCUCUCUGUGAUGAUGUACCAGAUGAGGGUAGUUGCUCAGAAAAACAGAGGGUUGCUAGAACUGUUAUAUUUGGUGGUCUCAUAAAUUCCGAUAUGGCUGAAGAAGUUCACGGCAAAGCUAGAGAGAUUGGCACUGUGUGUUCAAUUAAGUACCCUCUUUCAAGGAAAGAUCUCGAGCAACAUGGUCUCCUGCAAGAUGGAUGCACUUUAGAUGCUUCAGCUGUGCUUUAUACAAGUGUAAAAUCAGCCCGAGCUUCUGUUGCAACGUUACAUAGAAAAGAGAUAGGAGGGGGAAACAUUUGGGUGCGCCAACUGGGUGGAGAGGGCUCCAAGACUCAGAAAUGGAAGCUUAUUGUCAGAAACCUUCCUUUCAAGGCAAAAGAAAAUGAAAUAAGAGAUAUGUUUUCAUCUGCAGGAUGUGUGUGGGAUGUAUUUAUUCCACAAAAGACAAACACAGAUCUGUCUAAGGGUUUUGCAUUUGUAAAGUUCACCUGCAAGCAAGAUGCGGAAAAAGCCAUUCAAAAGCUCAAUGGAUCAAAGUUUGCAAAACGACUCAUAGCUGUUGAUUGGGCUGUUUCAAAAAAGAUAUUUAGCAGUGAUACAAAUAAUGCUCUUGCCUCAGAGAAAGGACAACAAAACAUGAGUGAUGAGGAUAGUACCGAUGAAGAUUUUGAGCUUGUUGAUAAAAGAUCUGGUCAAGGAGAUAGUGAUACAGACUACUCUAGUGCCAUGGAGGAAGAAGGCACCCCUCCUGAAGAUAAUUUUGAUAAGGAAGCAGACAUUGCAAAAAAGGUUCUUAACAACUUGCUUACAUCCUCGAGUAAAGGAACAUCUGUAAACAAUGAUUCUAUGUUGAUCAAAGAAAACAAGGGAUCAAGAUCUGAUGAAAUUGUUAAGGAUGCAGAUGAAAAAGCAUCUAAUGAGUCUGAAAAGGUUUCAGGUGUUUCUAAGCCUGAAAUUUCCAGCAGAAACAGCUUAUUAAAUCCUAAGGGAACAGAAGAUGAUUUGCAGAGAACAGUUUUUAUAAGUAAUCUUCCCUUUGAAUGUGAUAAUGAAGAAGUGAAACAACGAUUUUCUGGAUUUGGGGAAAUAGAAUAUUUUGUUCCUGUUCUCCACCAAGUUACCAAGCGACCCAGAGGGACUGGUUUUCUAAAAUUUAAAACUGUAGAAGCAGCUAAUACUGUAAUUUCAACUGCCAGGGCUGCUUCUGGGAUGGGUAUUUUAUUGAAGGGUAGACCAUUAAAAGUUUUGAAGGCUUUGGAUAAGAAAUCAGCACAUGACAAGGAACUGGAGAAAGCAAAAAAUGAGGUUCAUGACCACCGCAAUCUUUACUUGGCAAAGGAGGGACUUAUUCUUGAGGGAACUACAGCUGCUGAAGGGGUUUCAGCCAGCGAUAUGUUAAAACGCCUAGAGUUGGAAAGGAAAAAGAAGACAAAGCUUCAAUCUCCCAAUUUUCAUGUUUCGAGAACUAGACUCAUUAUCUACAACUUACCUAAGUCAAUGAAUGAGAAAGAACUCAAGAAAUUUUGCAUUGAUGCAGUUGUCUCUAGAGCUACCAAGCAAAAACCUGUAAUUCGGCAGAUAAAGUUUUUGAAAAAUGAAAAGAAAGGAAAUGUUGCUCAGGAGCGCUAUUCACGGGGAGUUGCCUUUGUUGAAUUUUCGGAGCAUCAGCAUGCCCUUGUGGCUCUGAGAGUUCUUAACAAUAAUCCUGAAACUUUUGGUCCCGAACAUCGGCCGAUCGUGGAGUUUGCUCUUGAUAAUGUUCAAACACUUAAACUUCGGAAGGCAAAGCUACAAUCUCAGCAUCAGACUCCUCAAGUUGACAACAAUGCCAUGGAUAAUGACAACCCUGGCACAGUAGAAGGUUGCAAGCCUGUAAAGGACAGAAAACGAAAAUCUCGAGAGCAUGACGAACCAGCAAAGGAAUCAGUACUGAAUACAAAUGGUGAAUCGGGUGUUGCAGUGGCAAAUGGAAAAUCCCCACAAGGACACAAAUCCAAAAGACAAAAGGGCAACAAUAAGAGUAAAAAGGCACUGAAAGAAAAUCGAGAAGCAGCCUUGUCCAUGAAGCCAAAGAAUAACGAAAAUGGCCAUAACAAUGGUGGUGCAUCACUUGAAGGUCAAAACACUGCCACUGACUCUAAUAGAAGAAAAUCAGGGAAUAAAGAUGAUGUGGGGUUUAGAAAAAGAAAGAUGCAAAACCAAGAGCAAGAAGCUGGCCAAAAGGUUUUAAAGAAACGGCUUAAGAAGAAUAAAGGUUCAGUAGGGAAGGACGUAGUAGACAAGCUUGACAUGCUUGUAGAACAAUAUAAAUCCAAGUUCUCACACAAGGGUUCCCUAGAGAAUGAUGGAGAGAAAAGACAUUCAAAACAGCUUAGGAAAUGGUUCCAAUCAUAGUUUACUAUUUCUUGAUAUGAAUUUUGUUACUUAUAUUAUUUUUUGACUGCUUCCGAUAAUUUAAGCCAUGUGACUUUAUUGCUCCUUUUUUUUCUCUCCGACAAUAAUUUAAAAUUUAAGUGUUUAACAUUUUUCUGGCA